ACUCCUUUCUCCCAAAAGUUUUGUGAAAGUCCCCUUUAGGAAGUUUAUUUUCCAUUAGGCAACAAAUGUUUUGCUGUACUAGUAAAUACAACUUUAUUGGUCAUCUAAGAUUUUGGUUGGUUUUUCAAGAUCCAUUGAUGUGCGCUCCAUUAACGCGUAUUUUUUGUCAAAGGGAAAGGCUAUAUAAUGUGUCUCAUGCAAGUUAGUAGGGGACAGUUGAAUUUAGAGAUGUUUAGCUAACGGUUGGCUAUAAACUUACAGCAGCCUAACGAAUGCUUCGGGCAAACGUUGUUCUUCGAAUAACCAGCAUUUUUUCUGAAGUUCCUAUACUUUUGUUAAUGUCACUGUGUCGUAAACAUUUCAUUUGCAUUCUAUUACGAUAAUUUGGAAGACAACACGAAUGGAAAUUGUAAUGCUUUUCUGUUGGCAUAUCAUGCUACUCCUCACAAAGGGUCCUGACCUAACUAUCCAGAUGCUGUAACUGUGGUUGAUGAAAUUAAUGUGCACUUGUGCGACGUUUGUCCAGUCCAACGUGCUCAAAUGUUCAGGAGAUGAGUCGGUCUAAAAUGAUUGGCAUAUGUCUUGUAUGAAGAGCCAAGUUUUCGAAGGAUUCACGAAUGACCUGGAAUGUUUGGAUCUUUGGUGUUCCCUUGUGAGGCAGAGUCCAUCUCUUCUCUUGCCCCAGCUGGCCCAUGGGGACACUCUCUCUAUGGUUCCAUAAGUCACCUAUCUAGCAUAAUGCAACAUAGAGGACCCAGGAGUACCCUCACAAGAUACAACACUGGACUUACACUGCCUCAGGUUCAAAGUGUGACAGGGCCAUCAGCAUUUGGAGUAAAAUUUCAUAAAUGGGCCCAGGUUCAAACAGGUACCGAGUUUCCGCAUCUGAUGUUCUUCCUGCUGAUCCACAACAUUGGUCCUGUGGGUGGCACCAACCUGUCUCAGCUGGCCAUCAGGGACUCUGUCUCUGGGAUAGCACCCCUAGACAGUGGAGGAAGGGUAGUAGAGAAGGGCUACCAGACAUUCGCCAUUGACUCACUACCAGCAGGAUCAUAUCAUGUUAUAAAAUAUACUGCUCUCAUCAAGAACCACAAGAGUGAGAUAAUUGAAUUGCCAGCUUUUCUCACCUUCUCCAAUGCAUCUCAGAAUGAUGUCAAUAUGUUUGGUCCCCUGGUUGCAAAUUUUACAUUGAGGGUGAACUCCACUGACAAGAUUUAUCCAAACCAUGGUGUCCACUUUGCUGGAUUUGUUGGUGGGUUCUUCCUGUCAUUAGUACUGUUGUCACUUGGUUUUCUAGCCAUGAACCUGCAAUAUACCAAAGCCAGGAUGAACUCUCUACAGCAAAGGAAAAAAAGAGGUGAUUCAGACCCAGAGUAUGCAGUGUGCGACAUGAGCGAGGCAGCUAAAGAGGAAGCAGCAUUUGAGGACAAAAUGGUGGACAUCAUGGUGUUGGAAGACCCCCAGAACAUGUAUCGAGCUCUAGAGAACUUGGAGAUGUCCAGCCUACUGCGUGCCACCUCAAGCUUGGAGACCACCCGCGUCCAAAUCUACAAGGACAUGAUUGCCUUGCUCCUUGGUGGCCUCCAUUCCGAGGGCCAGACAAGCAGCCAGUCCCAGCAGCGCCUUUUGAGCGUGCUUCAUGGCCAACUGAUGGGAAUGGAGGGGAAGCUGAAGGAGGAGCAUGUAGCACGCAUGGCCGCCCUGGCUGACCAGUGUAACCUGGAGACCAGGGAGGAGAUGGAGGUGGAGCGUAGGCUGGAAGCAGCGGAGAAGGCUGAGGCAGAGUUGCUGUGUCGGCAUGCAGAAAAUAAGGAUGUCCUCCAAUGCAGUGUGCUUCUAGAGGAACUCCACAAGCUGAACCAGAGUCACUUACAACACACUCUUCUGGUCAGACACGAAGAGGCGUCUGCGAAGGUCCAGAGGCAGGUUGUUGAAUGGCGGAGAGUAGAACUCCACAAGAUCUUCGCUGAGGAACUGGAGGAGGCAACCCGAAUGGGCGAGAUGGAGAAAAGUGCUGCCAAAAGUCUACUGCAUGACUAUUAUACCUGUCAGGAUCAGCUGGAAAAGGUGUUGGACGUGGUCACGGCCAACCAGCGAGCCAUGCUGGGCGGACGCCAUGCCCAGAGGAAAUUCCUAGUGCACAGCCUUCACAGCCUAAAGGGCCUCAUCUCAGAUACCUUUGCAAAUACCUCCAGCCAAAUGGACUGUUGGUUCAAUGACAUCAGGAAGGGGGGUGCUGUGUCUGAGGAAGAGAUAAACCAAGUCCAAGAUAAGGCCCAGAAGGAUCUGAUGCUGGUCAGGCAGGGUCUGGAUGAAGCACUGACCCAGGAACGGAGAGCCAUGCAUUGUGGUCUGGUCAAGAAAAGAAGAGACCUUAUCUCUGAGACACUUCAGGGUCACAAGCAAAGGCAGAAGGAGCUAUCGUGUGUCUGCAGGGGGCUAGUGGAGAGGGUAGAGCCGAGCCAGCAUCUGCUGUACUGGCAGAGCCUCCUGACGGCCCAGUGUCUGGAGCUGGGAGAGCUCAUCAACAACUUGGACGAAGGAGCUGCUGCCGACAUCCGCAAAGUCACCAUGCGUCUGAUCCACAGUGCCCUGGUGGAGGUCAAGAACAUCCAGCCUGCAGCCGCCCUGGCUCUCUGGCCCUCAGGGGCACCCCGCUCCUUCCUCCAACCAGACCCAUGCUCAGGUCCAGGGCUGGGGGCCAGUGCUCUGGCUGAGGCCCAGGAGAGGCUGCACCAGGAGGGCAAGAUGGCUGUGCGUACCCUGAGGAGCACUAGAGAGGCCUUACAGGAGGGGAUGGAAAAAGAGCUGCAGGAGCAGCAGGAGCUGAGGGCCCGGGUACACACAUUUUUUAGGAUUCUCUGCUCAUCCCAGCUCAGCUUAUCGGAUGAAGAUUUGCUACGCAUGAAACUCGAGUUCCAGAAGUGUCUGUCUAAGAUGGACCACUGCUUGGUCCUGCCCCACUCCCUCUCUAGAUCUAAACUCCAGACUUCUCUGUCCAAUUGGAGGAAGAUUGAAGACCAGACCAAGUGUAAACAGCCAGAGAGAAAGACGAGGUCUAAAGAAAAAUGUACCGUGACCAUACAGAAACCAGACUACCCUGAACUACUUCUAUUCCAGAAAAGACUUGUGGACAGUAUCCAUCUUUUUGAAAAAGAGAAGGAAAUAGAGAGAAGUGCAAUGGAGAUGAUCCUGGAAGAGAUGCGGAUAGAAAGGGAGGAGGAGCUCUUGACCCAGGCAGACAGCCUAGCCAUCCAGAUGGCCAAGCUUCAGUAUCAGAAGGCAGAGAGGAAGACCAAGGUCCUAGAGACCUCCAGAGCAAUGCUCACCCUGCAGAGCCUCCUGAUUGAGGAGCUGCGAGCCAGAAGGAGUCUGGGAGGAGUGGAGAUGCUCCAGAACAUACAGAGCCACUACCUGGGUUUGGAAAAUGCCGAACAACAGCUACAAGAAGAGAGGACAGAGUUUGAAGUACUGGAAUCUGGACAUGCCCGUCACAGGCCAUUUCAAGACCCCAAAGACAGUGAGAGAGAGGAGGACGAUGUGGAAGCAAGGACACUGUUCCACGUGCAGCAUCAGUGCAGGAUGGCCACCAUCCUACAGGAGGCGCUCAACAAGUGUGAACAAGUCAGCAGGUUGAUGACUCAGAGGUUACAAGAGUCAAGUGCCAGGAGUCAAGCCAUGGAGGAUCUAAAGGAACAGCUGGAGCUAAAGUGGCUGUAUGCUAACUGUGAUCAGGAUCUAGAGUUUGCAGCGCUGCUGGUGAAGCAAAGUCAAGUGUCUAUUGAGGUUCUCCUGAAAGCCGUGCGCCUCCUCCUCCCCACUCUGCCAGAGUCUGAGCUCCUCUCCAUCAUAAAUGCCCUCUGUCCCAAACAAGCCCUCGUCUCGCCCAACAUGGAGCAAGAAAACACAGUGUGGCCAGAGGAAGCAAGCAGAUCGAUUAUAGUUCAACUAUGGGAGGGUAUGGUGUGCAGUAAUGCAUUACACCCUAUUGCCGUCAAAGACAGAAUCAGGUUCAAGGAGAACAGGCAGUGCCUGCUGGAGAAGCUGUUCCCCAAUCCACAAGGAGAAGCCUUGCAAGAUGUUAUGCCAGUACUCGUCCAGGAAAAGAGAGAGAAAGGGGCUGUACCCAACACACAGCAACCCUCUUAUAAACCAGUCCUGACCGGAAUGAUUGCCUCAGAGCAGCUCAAAGACUCCGUUGUCAUUUCAGCUGGGGGAACAGUUGAUGAGACUCUGUUUAGCCCAUGUGAGUUACCUGGUACAUCAUGCUCUUCCAACGCUCUAAUGGACAUUCCCACUACUGGCGAGAGGGUGUUUGUGUUUCGCAUCCCACCAGAGCCGCAAGGCAAUAUGGCCAUCGCCAGCAGGAAGCGGAAGAGGAACUUUCUCAAUCUUAAAAAAUGUUCUGUGUCUCCCACUGACCAACUUUGACUUGGUCAUAAUGCUGUUUCUAAUGUGUUUUUCAAAAAUGCAUUGUCCUAUCAGUCGUUCACCUUUUAUGGUAAUUUCCCACAAAGUUUGACUAAUGCCCAAAUAUUCUUUAAAGUGGAUAUUGUACUUACGAAUAUUAUGAAGUAGAAAAUGAUUUGUACAAAUACAGUUUUGUUUUAGUUGAUACGUGUAAAACUGAUUUGUUGACUGAUUUCUUUGAGAGCAGCUGUUUCCCUUUUCUGUAUAAUCUCUCUAAUAAUGCCAGGAAUCUCUGUGUGUGUCUGUUAGUGAUGGGAAGUUUGGAUAAUUUUACUGACUAGGUUCUUUGAAUGUCGUUCAGUGAAACAAACAAAGAUUUAUCAUAUUCUAAAGGAAUAAAUCUUAAUGCAUCUAAACCGCCAAGAUUAAUUCAAGUAGGCUAUAGGAAAGGAAAAUUGUACAUUUGUGAGGCAGAUCAUAUUUUAAAAGAAAAACUCCUGCAUUAAAUACCGUAGGCCUACGCCAUGACAGUUUGUAUGAUUUGAAUUGGUAAUUUAUUAACACACUAGCAUUUAAAUGUCACGGCAAACAAUUACACUGCAUUGAACUGUAAGUAAAGUGAAAAUACCUAAACCUGUAAUUAUCCCUUGUGAACGAACCAUUCAUGUCUUCAAUGCUAAACCUAAAAGUCACGUAAGAUUUUACAAAACCCCAAAGACACAGUUGACUCGAAACAUGAACAAAUCCUUUCUGUUUCCUCGACUGAGCCUAAGCAACAGUCACGUGAAAAAGGACCUAAAGAGUUGUACCAGAAAACACAAUCGAGAGGUGAACGAACCUGAAGACAUGACUCUUUGGUUCAUUUUUUACAUGACUGAUGCAUAGGCUGGCUCAAUAGCGGAAGCAGAAAGGAUUUGUUUACCUCUUGACUGUCAUCUGUAUGACACAGUCGACUGUCUCGACUGUCUUUGUAGAUCCAAAGUCAGUCGAGAAGUUAACGGAUAAUUUCUGUUUCCUCUACUGAGCCUAUGCAACAGUCCCGAAUCCCGAUGCAAGGCCACGAGAAAAUUAACAAAUCAUUCUCUGAGACUACUCAUUACUCCCGGGUCAUACUAAAGGUUUGUAGAUUUUGAACGAUUGCUUAAGCACAAUUUUGAGAACAGGGCUCACUUUGUCAAAACACAACACACGAUUCACAGAACCAGACACACAACUAGCAGAACAACUCCAAUCUUUUGCAAAAUGAAACACUUUGUUCAAAACUAUACAAUCAUUUAUUUAAAAAAAACAAUUCUGUCACCGUGUGCCACUCACAUGGUUCAUACAAUUUGACUCUGUGUGAAUCAGUUACACACUGUCACAUGCUCAAUUUAAAACACUAUUACAGUGAAUAUUAUUUUUGAAUGAUAUACCUGCUUGAUUUUGUCAGAGAUAUUGUUACAGUACAGUACACAAGGCACAAGACCAGUACUGCACACUGAUGAAAAUUUGUACUGUAUUUAUCCACAUCGUCUACGUAAAGGUUGCAUUUUGUGCAGAAACUCAGAACAUAUUUCAAAUUGAAUACUGUAUAGUAGGCUGCAUACUGUAAACACAGCAAAUACAUUUAUGGAGACAAAUGAAAGUAUUCAGCCAAUUAAAUACAGUACAUUGUUUCAAUCAUGGACUGCAGUGAAUGGCUACAAAAAAAGUACUGAUGUAACGCAUAUAGUAGGCUACAUUUUACUGUGCUGUACUGUAGACCGUAGAGAAAAGUAGUUGUCACAUGUGCUCUUGUCCAAAUGAAUGUUGCAACAGUAUAUCUGCUGAGGUUGGGCUGAACUCUCUGUCCAGCCUCUCUCAAUGUUGCCCCAUGGUUCACUGCAUGGUCAACCAAUGUUGUUAGAAUUUAAUUCGAUAAAUUUGGCCCUAAUAUUCCACGGCCUCCAGGUCUACCUCUCCCUACCACUCUUCCUCCACGGGCUCCCUUUCCCAUCCUCACUGUCCUUCCCGCAACAUUGCCUUUCAUUUUUGAUGAGUGGGAGUGAGUGGGAGUCAGAUGAGUGGGAGUGAGUGGGAGUCAGAUGGCUGAGCGGUGAGGGAGUCAGGCUAGUAAUCAGAAGGUUGCCGGAUCGAUUCC
Molecule: messenger RNA, 6529 nt
Organism: Hypomesus transpacificus
Lineage: Eukaryota; Metazoa; Chordata; Actinopteri; Osmeriformes; Osmeridae
Product: limbin-like
Exons: 22
Coding region: 628-4431 (1267 amino acids)
Biological process (GO): smoothened signaling pathway
Cellular component (GO): plasma membrane protein complex; ciliary membrane
Source: RefSeq, a predicted model, not a curated record